AUGGGGAUAAUGGAUGGGAGCUCUUCUAAUGAUGAAAAUGAUGAUUUGGUAUAUGAAGAUAGUGAUUUGACAUCGAGACAUGUUAGUCAAGCUGCAGGAGCUGAAGAUCUUAUCCAUUAUACUAAAGCAGCAAGAAAUUCAGGUAAAGUUAACAAAGGAAAAGACAUUGCUUCCACCUUCGUCUCCGCAAACCUGCUAAGACAUCUUCGUGCUCGCGGACCACAUGGACCACCUACACUUGUGGAUCAUGAAGAUAGUGAUGUUGAGAUGGAAAGGGGUUUUAUGAGAGACGCAAGGAAGGGAACAUCUAAUGCUAGCAUGCCUACAAUUGUGUCUUUGGAUGAUGAAGACAAUGAUGAUACGAUGGAAAAGGAAGUUUAUGGGAGAUGA
Molecule: messenger RNA, 390 nt
Organism: Microthlaspi erraticum
Lineage: Eukaryota; Viridiplantae; Streptophyta; Magnoliopsida; Brassicales; Brassicaceae
Source: the annotation of a GenBank genome assembly